Messenger RNA from Paramecium pentaurelia, 308 nucleotides. The record is from the annotation of a GenBank genome assembly. NCBI's taxonomy places the organism in Eukaryota, Ciliophora, Oligohymenophorea, Peniculida, Parameciidae.
AUGUAAAAUCCAUUAAAAAAAAGUCGAACAUUUUUAAGAAGAAAAACAGAUUUAUUAAGAGAUUAUUUAACAGGAGGAACUGCUCUCUUAUUAUUUGGAUUAUUUAUCUCAUUUCAAUAUAAGAAAAUCAAUCCACCUGAUCCUGUAGAUGAACCAUAAUGUAUAAAUUAACAAAUUAUCAAGAUAGUCAGGAUUACAAUAUUCUAGAUUUUGUACAAGAUAAAAUAAGAAAAAUUACAAAUAUUAAAUACAAUUAAAUUCAAGAUGAAAAACAGAAAUAAUCUGUUCAAAAAAAAAAUGCAUAAUGA